AUGACAGAGACGGUCCAAGCCCCUGAAGAUGCGGCGGCCGCGCGCGCAGCCGAGCAAGUGCGUCUGCGCAAAGAACGCCGCGAAGCCAAAAUCAAGGCUGGCGGCGCCUCGCGACUCAACAAAAUCACAGGUCUGGGCGGCGGUGUAGCACGAGAUCCUCAACCACAGCCCCAAACUCAAGCCCCGACACCUCCCCCCCCGCAACCCACACCACAGUCCAAUCAUGAAGACCCCGACGAAGUCGACAUAUCACAGCACUACUACGAUCCGCGCACCACAGGACGUGCACUGCCUGCCGAGCCCUCGCUCUCUGAGGCCCAGCUGCGCCAGAUGAUGCUCGGUUUUGAACCGCCACCAGGAUCCAGCCCCAACGCUGGAGCCCAACGAAACCCAUUUGCGAGACCCGGCAGCGGCGGUGGCGGUUCCAAUAUGGCAGGUGUGGAGGACGAUCCCAUGAUGAAGAUGAUGCAGCAAAUGAUGGGUGGCGCUGCCGGAGCGGGAGGAAACCCUUUUGUAGGCACCGGCAUGGAAGGACUAUUCGGCGGCGCCGGUGGCUUAGAUGGGAUGCAGCAAGCGCAGCAGGCGGUAACGGACAAACCAGCUAACAUCUGGCGGAUCGUGCACGCCGUGUUUGCGCUGGGACUGGGACUGUACGUCGCGCUGAGCACGACGUUCACGGGCACGAAAACGGAGAGGGAGGCGUUGUCCAUCAGCGCCACACUAUCAGGCCACAGCAUCGAGCAGACGAGGGCGUACUUCUUUUACUUGUUUACGUCGGUCGAGGCGGUGCUGCUGACAUCGCGAUUUUUCCUCGACAAGAACCGCGCGCCGCCUAGUGGGGUGAUCUGGAGUAUUACCGGGUUCUUGCCGGGUCAGUUCAAGAGCGGCGUGAGACAUGCGCUUAAGUAUGGUCAGAUUCUGAGCACGGUUCGGAGCGAUGCGCUGGUCUGUGUUUUCGUGCUGGGGGUUUGCUGCUGGCUGAGAUCAUGA
Messenger RNA from Pseudomassariella vexata, 990 nucleotides. RefSeq lists its product as uncharacterized. Gene Ontology annotation, biological process: retrograde vesicle-mediated transport, Golgi to endoplasmic reticulum. Lineage: Eukaryota; Fungi; Ascomycota; Sordariomycetes; Amphisphaeriales; Pseudomassariaceae. Bases 1 to 990 code for a protein of 329 amino acids. The transcript has 2 exons. The record is from RefSeq and is a predicted model, not a curated record.